Plasmodium malariae is the source of this 789-nucleotide messenger RNA. RefSeq names its product Plasmodium exported protein, unknown function. The transcript is spliced from 3 exons. NCBI's taxonomy places the organism in Eukaryota, Apicomplexa, Aconoidasida, Haemosporida, Plasmodiidae. The coding region runs from base 1 to 789 and encodes 262 amino acids. The record is from RefSeq and is a predicted model, not a curated record.
AUGAAUAGAAAAAAUAUAAGAGUUUUAAAUUCUAAAGUGACCGACUUCAGUAGGAUUAACUCUGGAAUAUCAAGCAAAAAAAAAAUUAACUUAAAUAAUUCAUCAGGUAUAAAGGUAAGCAGAUUAUUACAUGGGCAUACAUAUAAGGAUUAUGAAUAUUCAGACUUUAAUUUAAACGAUAUUUUUCAUAAAAACUAUCAAAACUCAUAUGAUUCAUUAAAGUCUAAAUAUAAUUUUGAUAGUUCCAAUGAUUCAUUAAAAUCUAGCCGUAUUUUUGCUGGUUCAAAUGAUUCAUUAUACUCUGUUUAUUACCCUGAUGAGACAAAAGGAGAAUUAAAAGAAAAACCGAUUCAAACGAAAAGUUAUAAGCUAGAAAGAAAAGAUAAGUCAUCUGGGAUAACUGACUAUUUGAUGAAACUAAAUGGAAAAUAUGAAAAAAUAUUGGGAAAACUAUUAGGCUUUGAACAUAUAGAGAUAAAUGAAUUUACUGGUAAACCUGUAGAAAAUAAGAAAGAAUUAGCUCUUAAGGUUUUUACUCCAAUUUUAUUAUUCCCCAUUAUAAGUAUUAUUAUUAUGACCAAACUUCUAGGACUUAUUAUGAAAAAUAACAUAUGGUUAAUCAUUUUUGGAUCUAUUGCAUUCAUCUCAGUAUCAAUUUUUUAUUUUAUUUUUAAAUUCUUUAAAAUUAUUAAUAAGGAUUUUAAAAAUUUCUCAAAUAGUUUAAUUGAAGAUCUAGCCCUCCAUUCCAAUAAUAAAUCAAAGAAAAACUUAUUGAAAUAUUUAAUUUGA